GAAAAAGAAAAUAGACUUUGUAUUAAUUUUACCCAAAAUGCAAUAAUAAUAUUGCGGUUGUUUAUUUAUUUUUAUUUCUUUGUUGUUUAUUUUUGUUUAAUGCUGGACCAUAUGUUGAUAUGCUACCAUGGUUACCAAGAACAUAAACGCAACUAUUCACGAAGCCGUUUCGAAGUAGUUUUCACAAUUACAAAUCUUAAACAAUAUUUAUAUUACACACUUAAAACGCUUACUACAAACUGCAAACAUGUACAAAGUUGACUUGCCUUUAAACCAGUCCAUUGAAAAGGCUGUAGAAAGGAGGAGGUUUGCAGAGACAGUCCGUAAGGCUCGAAUCUUCAACACUCGCCUCCGUGUGAUGGGUGUCGAUGUUGAUGCUCUACACCAACAAGUCCAGGAGAAAAAACAUCAGAAAGACAUGGAGCAACGGCGUGACCAAUAUUUUGAUAAACUUGGAGAGUAUCAUGAGAACCUGCAGCUCCAGCAGGACACCGAUGAAAGACAGAAACAAGAAGCUUUGCACAGGGACUUAGUCCAGUACUGGGCCACUCAGCAGCGUAUGGAAGACUCCAGGGAUGCUGAUCUGAAGUGCGGCCUGAAGGGGGCGUCCAGGAUAACCGUUCAAGAGAGUGAGCUGGGCCCUGCUAGUAUGCAAGUCUUUCAGGGAGAGGGGGUUAAAGAGGGGCAGAAGAAAAGAGAAGAAAUAAAAAGAACUCAAACUGAUCUGCAGGCGCAGAAAGAAGAAAACGCAAGAAGACGCAUGGGAAACAAACACAGAGAAAAUGUGAGGACCAGAGAAGUGAUGCAUGAAGAUCUGAGGAAUGUUCAACAAGCGGCACUGGUGGAGGAGUGUCGGAGAGCUACCCGCGUCGCUCUUGACAACUAUAAUCGAGCUCUGGCUGCAGAGCAGGUAGAGAACACGAGGGAGCAACAGAGGAGGGAGGAAAGAGAGAAUUUUGCAGAGAUACGGCACACGCUGACAUCAGACAUGAUGACGGAGCGUGCAGGAGCAGCAGAAACAGGAUUGGAAGGAGGAAUAAUACCCAGGGUUCUGACUGACAGGUGGAAGGGGCUGACACCUGAGCAGCUGAGCGCCAUCCGUAGGGAGAGAGAGGCACAGUGUCUGGAGAGACAGAGACAACGUGAUGCUGAAACAAUCCAGGACGCAGCGUGGGACUUUCAGCUGAUGAAGCUGUCCACAGCGGCAGAAGACGAGGAGACAAAAACAGCCGAGCUGAGGAGACAGAGGAGGAUCCAGAUGGACCAGUACAACAUGCAGCUUGCCAAAGUGUUGUGGGCACAUCAAGACUUCCUGAACCAGAAGCUGUACACCAACAAACCCACCAAGGACUAUUUUAAUCAGUUCAACAGCAGCUCUCGCUGAACACCUGUCCAUUCCAGGCUCGUCCUUCCGUGACAAACACUUAAUAAAAUAUAUUGAUUAU
Messenger RNA from Cynoglossus semilaevis (tongue sole), 1445 nucleotides. It is a transcript of the gene ribc1, whose product is annotated as RIB43A domain with coiled-coils 1. The record is from RefSeq and is a predicted model, not a curated record. The transcript has 8 exons. Bases 248 to 1384 code for a protein of 378 amino acids. NCBI's taxonomy places the organism in Eukaryota, Metazoa, Chordata, Actinopteri, Pleuronectiformes, Cynoglossidae.